GCUCAGGUAAUCACUGCAGACAACAGACGCUCAGGAUUCGUCCAGGCAUACAUACUUAUUUCAGUUUCAGUAAAUUAAAAUGAUGAAAAUUACAAUUUUUACCGUGGCCGCCCUAGCAUUGGCGUGCGCUUUGCCACAAGAUCAACCUCAGGCGCAAGCUGUACAAAUAGUCAAGCAAGACUCUGAAGUUAAUGAAAACGGAUACAAUUUUGAAUAUGAGACAAGUGAUGGAACUUCAAGGCAAGAACAAGGUGACUACAAAAAUGACACUGAACAACAAGGGCUUUCUGUAAAGGGUAGUUACAAGUAUGUUGCUCCUGAUGGACAGACAAUCUCAGUGACUUUCGUUGCUGACAAAAACGGUUAUCAACCCACCGAAAUUAAGGACGGAGAUAAGCCUGCACAAGCUUAAAUAACGUUUAGGCUACGACUAACGACUCAUUUACAAUAAUGUGUGAAACCAAAUAUAAAGUACUGAAUGUACCUACUCUUAACUUGUAUCAAAAUGUAUUCCAUAACGAGCCACUAAGUACAAAUAUAUUAUGUAGCCCAUAUUGAAUCUAAAUAAACAGAAAAAAAUUCAAAACGAA
Nymphalis io (European peacock) is the source of this 590-nucleotide messenger RNA. It is a transcript of the gene CPR24, whose product is annotated as endocuticle structural glycoprotein ABD-5-like. The transcript has 3 exons. Lineage: Eukaryota; Metazoa; Arthropoda; Insecta; Lepidoptera; Nymphalidae. Gene Ontology annotation, cellular component: chitin-based extracellular matrix. The record is from RefSeq and is a predicted model, not a curated record. Gene Ontology annotation, molecular function: structural constituent of chitin-based larval cuticle. Bases 80 to 412 code for a protein of 110 amino acids.